This is a messenger RNA of Camellia sinensis, 5135 nucleotides long. The record is from RefSeq and is a predicted model, not a curated record. NCBI's taxonomy places the organism in Eukaryota, Viridiplantae, Streptophyta, Magnoliopsida, Ericales, Theaceae.
AAAGAACGUUCGUUCCCCUAGUCCUCUCCCAUUACUCUUUCCGCCUUGUUUAUUUGACCGAGUCAGCCCCCUACUGACUCACCCCCGAGUCGCCUCGACGACUCACCCAAUUUCCUUUUCCUUAAUUCACUUUAUUCACUAAAAAUUCAGCGAAUGAACAAUCUGUAUGUAGUAGUAACCCUCCGCUAAAAUCUCCACUGAAUUCGUCAAAUUCUCACACUUUUUCAUUCGAUGUAUUUAGGGUUUUGAGUGGUGAAGGGUUAGGGGUUUUUGAGCUUCUUCAGCUCUUCUUGCCAAGAUGAUGAUAUCAAGGGGUUUGUUCGGGUGGUCGCCGCCGCACAUACAGCCGCUUACUCCGGUGUCGGAGGUGUCGGAGCCGCCGGAGUCGCCGUCGCCGUACCUCGACACGAGCCCCGAGGGCGUCGCCGUCGAUGUCGAGGAGGAGAUGGAGGAGGAGGAGGAGGAGAUCGAGCCACCGCCCGCCGCCGUCCCCUUCUCGCGGCUCUUUGCCUGCGCUGAUCGCCUCGAUUGGGUCUUGAUGGUGGUGGGAUCGCUAGCCGCCGCCGCUCACGGCACCGCGCUGGUGGUGUACUUGCAUUACUUCGCGAAGAUUGUUCAGUUGCUGAGGUUCGAUCGUUUGGAGAAUAGGGAUGCUCUGUUUGGCGAGUUCAGAGAGCUUACUUUAACCAUCGUCUAUAUUGCUGCGGGUGUUUUUGCAUCUGGUUGGAUAGAGGUCUCAUGCUGGAUUCUUACUGGAGAACGGCAAACUGCAGUUAUCAGAUCAAAAUAUGUUAAAGUAUUACUAAAUCAGGAAAUGAGUUUUUUUGAUACAUAUGGGAACAAUGGAGAUAUUGUAAGCCAAGUUUUGAGUGAUGUGCUGCUUAUCCAGUCUGCUCUUAGUGAAAAAGUUGGAAAUUAUAUUCAUAACAUGGCUACCUUCAUUAGCGGUCUUGUGAUUGGAUUUGUCAACUGCUGGCAGAUUGCUUUAAUAACUUUAGCUACUGGUCCAUUUAUUGUUGCUGCAGGAGGAAUAUCAAAUAUAUUUCUCCAUAGGCUUGCUGAGAAUAUUCAAGAUGCCUAUGCAGAAGCAGCUAGCAUUGCUGAGCAGGCAAUUUCCUAUAGUAGAACCUUAUAUGCAUUUACAAACGAAACGUUGGCCAAGUAUUCAUAUGCAACUUCACUACAAGCCACACUGAGAUAUGGUAUAUUGAUAAGUCUUGUGCAAGGACUUGGACUUGGAUUUACAUAUGGGCUUGCAAUUUGUUCUUGUGCCUUACAGCUUUGGGUUGGAAGGUUUCUGGUAACUCGUGGAAAAGCCCAUGGCGGUGAAAUUGUAACAGCCCUGUUUGCUGUAAUUUUAAGCGGCCUAGGGCUGAAUCAAGCAGCAACAAACUUCUACUCUUUCGAGCAAGGGAGAAUUGCUGCUUAUAGACUCUUUGAAAUGAUAAGCCGUUCAUCCUCUGCUGUUAAUCAUGAUGGAAUUACUCUAGAUUCUGUACAUGGAAACAUUGAGUUUCGAAAUGUAUAUUUCAGCUAUUUAUCCCGUCCUGAAAUUCCCAUCUUGAGUGGGUUCUUCCUCACUGUACCUGCUAAAAAAGCAGUGGCACUUGUUGGAAGAAAUGGCUCUGGAAAAAGCAGUAUUAUACCCCUUAUGGAACGGUUUUAUGAUCCUACAUUAGGAGAAGUCCUUUUGGAUGGAGAAAAUAUAAAGAACCUCAAAUUGGAGUGGCUAAGGAGCCAAAUUGGUUUAGUCACACAGGAACCUGCAUUGCUAAGUUUGAGUAUCAGAGACAACAUUGCCUAUGGGCGGUCUGAUGCUACAUUCGAUCAGAUUGAGGAAGCUGCUAAGAUAGCACAUGCACAUACAUUUAUCAGCUCACUUGCGAAAGGAUAUGAGACACAGGUGGGUAGGGCUGGCUUAUUAUUGACUGAAGAACAGAAAAUAAAACUCUCUGUUGCUAGGGCAGUACUUUCAAAUCCAUCUAUUCUUCUUCUUGAUGAGGUUACUGGUGGACUUGAUUUUGAAGCUGAAAGAUCUGUUCAGGAGGUUCUAGAUCUCCUCAUGUUAGGACGAUCAACUAUUAUUAUAGCCCGGCGGCUUAGCCUUAUAAAGAAUGCUGAUUAUAUAGCAGUGAUGGAAGAGGGUCAACUUGUUGAAAUAGGCACACAUGAUGAGUUAAUAAAGCUGGAUGGCCUCUAUUCGGAGCUUCUCAGAUGUGAAGAAGCAGCAAAACUUCCACGGAGGAUGCCCAUGAUGAACUACAAGGAAACUGCAGCUUUCCAAAUUGAAAAAGAUUCAUCAGCAAGUCACAGCUUCCAAGAACCAUCAUCUCCAAAAAUGGUUAAAUCACCAUCUCUUCAGAGAGUUUCUGGUCUCCAUGCAUUUUGGCCUCCAGAUGUUGCACUCAAUUCACAAGAAUCCCCAGGAGUUCGUAGCCCCUCACCAAAACAAAGGGGGGAAAAUGGUUUGCCCUUGAAUGUUUCUGAUAAGGAACCUUCCAUAAGAAGGCAGGAUAGUUUUGAAAUGAGGCUCCCUGAGUUACCCAAGAUUGAUGUUUUGUCUGGGAAUAAACACACAUCCAAUGCUUCUGAUCCUGAAUCUCCUGUCUCACCGCUCUUGACAUCUGAUCCCAAAAAUGAACGUUCUCAUUCGCAAACUUUUAGCCGACCACUUAGCCCAUCUGAUGACACAUCAGUGAAAAUGAAGGAACCAGUGGAUACACGACAUCGGAAUGCACCAUCAGUUUGGAGGCUUGUAGAGCUUAGCCUAGCAGAAUGGCUUUACGCUGUUUUAGGAAGCAUUGGUGCUGCCAUCUUUGGUUCUUUUAACCCACUCCUUGCCUAUGUUAUCGCGCUGAUAGUUGCAGAAUACUACAAAGAAGGUCAUCGCAUACGUCGUGAAGUAGAUAAGUGGUGUUUAAUCAUUACUUGCAUGGGUAUUGUGACAGUUGUUGCCAAUUUCCUACAGCACUUCUACUUCGGUAUAAUGGGGGAGAAAAUGACCGAACGAGUGAGGAGAAUGAUGUUCUCAGCUAUGCUGCGUAAUGAAGUUGGAUGGUUUGAUGAAGAGGACAACAGUGCUGACAACUUAUCCAUGCGUUUAGCAAAUGAUGCUACAUUUGUGAGAGCUGCUUUUAGCAACCGGCUUUCUAUAUUUAUACAAGACGGUGCAGCUGUUGUAGUGGCUGUUCUUAUUGGGAUGUUUUUACAUUGGCGACUGGCACUGGUGGCUUUGGCAACCUUACCUAUUCUUACUGUUUCUGCCAUUGCACAGAAGUUGUGGCUUGCCGGAUUCUCCAAGGGUAUACAAGAGAUGCACAGAAAGGCUUCUUUGGUUCUUGAGGAUGCUGUGAGAAAUAUUUACACUGUUGUAGCAUUCUGCGCUGGUAACAAGGUUAUGGAGCUCUACAGAUUGCAACUACAAAAAAUAUUCAAGCAGAGCUUCCUUCUUGGGAUGGCUAUUGGUUUUGGAUUUGGCUUUUCACAGUUUCUUCUUUUUGCUUGCAAUGCUGCUCUUCUCUGGUACACUGCAUUCUCUGUUAAAAAUAACUACAUGAAUCUAGCUACUGCUCUGAAGGAGUACAUGGUGUUCUCUUUUGCAAUGUUUGCGCUUGUGGAGCCUUUUGGCUUGGCUCCUUACAUACUCAAACGGCGCAAAUCGCUUAUUUCAGUAUUUGAGAUCAUAGAUCGAGUGCCUAAGAUUGACCCAGAUGAUAACUUGGCAUUGAAACCUCCCAAUGUUUAUGGUAGCAUUGAGUUAAAAAAUGUCGAUUUUUCUUACCCAACCCGCCCGGAAGUGUUGGUAUUGAGCAAUUUUAGUCUCAAAGUCAAUGGGGGACAAACUAUAGCCGUGGUGGGAGUUUCAGGGUCUGGAAAGAGCACUAUAAUAUCUUUGAUAGAGAGAUUUUAUGACCCUGUUGCUGGUCAGGUUUUACUAGAUGGUCGAGAAUUGAAACUUUUCAACUUGAGAUGGUUGAGGAGCCACAUGGGUCUUGUUCAGCACGAACCAGUUAUCUUCUCAACGACAAUAAGAGAAAACAUAAUCUAUGCAAGGCACAGUGCAAGCGAAGCAGAAAUUAAAGAGGCAGCAAGAAUAGCAAAUGCUCAUCAUUUCAUCAGCAGCUUGCCACAUGGGUAUGACACACAUGUGGGGAUGAGGGGUGUGGACCUAACACCGGGACAGAAACAAAGAAUUGCAAUUGCUCGGGUUGUGCUGAAGAAUGCACCUAUUUUGUUAUUGGAUGAAGCAAGCUCUUCCAUUGAGUCUGAGUCUAGCCGAGUGGUGCAAGAGGCUCUGGAUACACUGAUAAUGGGGAACAAAACAACCAUUCUAAUAGCCCAUAGAGCAGCUAUGAUGAGACAUGUAGACAACAUUGUAGUACUUAAUGAAGGGCGAAUAGUAGAGGAAGGCGCUCACGAUUCAUUAAUGGCAAAGAAUGGUUUGUACGUCCGUUUGAUGCAACCUCACUUUGGGAAGGGCUUGCGUCAACAUAGACUUGUUUAGGCGGGGUUUGGGCUUGGUUGUAAUUUGUGCUUGGCCCAUGGGAAAUCUGCCCAUUUUUCAAGUUGCCCAGGACAUUGAUUACUGCUCGUUCUGGAAAAAUUAGGCAGUGAAAGUUUUCCAAAUGGUAAGAAUGAUGAGGUGUUACACAUUUUGAUAUAGGUGGUUUGGUGGCACUGGCAGUGCUGUUGAGAAUGGCUGUUGUGGCUGUGGUGGUUAUAUAGUGAAAUUUGGAGGAUGAGAAUGGUCUUCAAAAUUCAGUUAGCCUGUGAGGACAGGCUCUCAGGCUUAGAUCCAUAUUCUUUUGGAGGCAAGCAUAUCAUUAGAUUAGGGUUGUGCUUCGUCUCCAUGGUAUAUUGAUUCACUAAUUAUAGAAGAGUGCAGUCAGUUGUACCGUCUCUUUGAAGUGGUUGUUACGUCUUUUUCCAGCUUGCUUUCUGUUUGUAUGGUGGAUGAGCUCUCUCUCUCUCUCUCUCUCGGGUUAUUCUCGCCCAUUUUCCUGUACAUCUUUUUUCAUUUGUGAAAAUUCCAUGAGCUUUAUAGGAGGAUAAAGUGAAGAUAUUUGUUGAGACCUUUUGUAUAUAAAAUCGUUGAGAAAAUUUAUCAACUUACAUAUUUUUUUAUUUCAUAAUCA